AUGCUUCAAAAACACAUUUUUAAAACAAUCACUGGAGCAGCAUUCGGUGAUGUGUGUUUGCGGGAGUGUUAUCGUGACGUCAGAUGCCAAAGCUUUAACUAUGUGUUCACCCAAGACAAGUGUGAGCUGAGUAACCGUACAAAGGAAGCCAGGCCUGAAGAUUUUAUACCCAACUCUGAUAGAUAUUACUUCAGACGAGAUAUGAAGAGAGGUGAGCGUUAAGGUAAAAUGAUUUGGCUAAUUGUCUUGGAGGGGAGGAUUUCGCAGUUUUUCUUCACUUUCUCGUUUUCUUAUUUUCUAACUAUCCUAGGAGCCAUUCCAGAGCUUUCUGCAGACUCGUGCAAGGAAAAUCAAGGCGAGCGAAGGUGGACAAGCGGUCAGCGGAAUAUACUGGCUGAAUUUCAUCAAACCUCACACUCCUGUGUUGGCUCAUUGUGA
This is a messenger RNA of Pocillopora meandrina, 438 nucleotides long. The record is from the annotation of a GenBank genome assembly. NCBI's taxonomy places the organism in Eukaryota, Metazoa, Cnidaria, Anthozoa, Scleractinia, Pocilloporidae.